Molecule: messenger RNA, 1098 nt
Organism: Ornithodoros turicata
Lineage: Eukaryota; Metazoa; Arthropoda; Arachnida; Ixodida; Argasidae
Exons: 2
Coding region: 7-792 (261 amino acids)
Source: RefSeq, a predicted model, not a curated record
AAUGCAAUGAGUGGCUCCACCGGCAAAUGCCACGUCUUCCUGUUCGGUACCGAGAUCGAAGAAGGCAAGGCAGGCAAAGCGCUUCAAGUUAUUGCGCCUCCUCUUAUGUGCCUCCAACACUGGUCCGUUGUUUUCAAGUACGACGACGGUAAUGUUGCCGUUUGCGAAGCCAAUCCCGACAAGAAAGGAACACUGGUCGGUCACUUUUCGUGGAAGGCUGCCGACCACGCUGAGAAGGUCGAAGCGAAUAAGGUAUCACUCGGCAACCACACGAUCCCUUCCGAACGAGUGGUCAGCGUCAUGCGAGACAUGAACAGAGGUACCAAGUACAUCCUCUACAGAAACAAUUGUCAGAGCUGGGUUAAGGAGCUGCUCCAACGUCUCAACAUUCCGUGUCCAGUGACAGCGUUUACCGACACACCUGUAGGACAACAAAUCAACAAAGUAGUGGACAUCAUAGAAGGUGGCUCAGAAUCGGAGGAAGAGAACCCGACGACGAAAACAACAACACCGGCGGGAACAAGCCAGCGGAACACUCCAGCAGCAACACCGUCCGCGAGCAAAGGAAAAAAAGGAAGCAAGCGGAACAAAAGUCGGGCGACACCUCAGGAAACACCACAGGGGACACCGAGUCGAGAAAGAGCUCGAGGAGCAGGUCAAAGACAAGCAGAGGGUGGAACACGAGCGGCUCCGCUCGCUUUCGUUGGAGCUGCAGCAACAGCAGCAGCAGCGGCCGUUGCUGGGGCUUGGAACAGAUAUCGAGGAAGGAGGCGACCACAUGAUGACCAUUGAUGCCCCCGACAGUGAUCGAUAGCUCUCUAUCUGGUGUUUGAUGUCGCGUUCCGUCGUAUCAUGAAUUCCGUCGUGCCACCCCCUCUUCUCAACAGAAAUAAUACGACACCCUUAAUUGGAAUUUAAUUCGAAUUAUACGUUAGCCGCAUGAGGUCUUCUACAGGAUAUGCGUAAGGUAUUGGUGCGGUUAUAUGCCAACGUUUGUGACUUGGUUUUAAAUGGUACCAGUUUCGACAAAGCGGCCUUUACGUAUCCUGAAUUGCGAACUAUCGGUAGCACCCAGUAUUUUCAAGGUAUAAAGAGUUA